UACACAUCGGUUUACAUUUGUCAUGGUUUACUUCCUCAUUACUGUAGUAUGUAAUACUAAUAAACAUGAAGAUUACUAGUUCUAUACAUGUAUUGUCAAGAAUACAUAAUUAUACUAACCGUUAUAACAGAGUUGCUUGCUAUAGAUGACCCGUGUCCCGAUGACAUCGACAAUAAAAUAGUGGCAGACAUGUGUACAGACGACCACGCAGUUGAAGACAGUGUUGACGGAAGUUACUUGAUUGACAGUGUAGUUGUACGUGUAAGGAAACAGAAGGCUAAUUGUACUUGUCGUGUCAGUCUAAAAGAUAAUGCGGGCAGUUAUUCUGUAUCUAUCAGAAAAUGGUCAGCACUGAUUGGAUCCGCCCCAGAGUUACCGAACUGUGGACUAGCGAUUAAUGUCAAUCAUCUUAAAGCAGCAGAAACAAAAAACAAUAGUUACCUUAUUCAAUGUUCCACCGGUGCUGGUAAUAGAGUAAACAAUUUACAAAAGGAUGAUGUUAUUGAACUGAAAUCAAGUAUUAUUGAAGGCAUAUUUACCAGAGGAUACUGUAUGCAGAUAUUUAGAAAUCAUCAGCAGGGUGGUCCCAAUGUACAGUUAAACUUACACUGUGAUGAUCCUGAAGAGGCAAAUACGAUGAAUACAACACAUACAUCAGCAACGACACACUAUAAUCACAGACAACUAUCUACCAAAGAAAUGGCUUUGACAACAGGCACUAAAGAAAAUGCUGAAACGUCCACUGCAACAACGAAAGAAUACAAUAAAGAGAAAGAAAUUGCAUCGAUAACAGAUACUAAUGAUAAUCAUGAAACGUCCACUGUAACAUGUGUAACAACGAAAGGAUAUAAUAAAGAGGAAGAUGAUCAGAAUACAAACAUGUACAUCUCCAUAGGAGCAGGUGCAGGAGGAGUGAUUGUGAUGAUAGCUAUUCUAUUGAUAAUAGUUUGUAUAAGGAAAAGAUCAAAGAAGAGAACAAAAACAGAAAAACAAAUUGCGUAUGACAGCAAUGAUCCUGAUUCUGAUAAUGGUGAAUUAAAGGAUAACAUUUUGUACGUCUCUGCAGAUCAACAAGAUGUAAUGGAGGAUGGUAAUUACCAUAUGGUAGAUUUAGAAAAGAAACCGGUCGUCAACAUUGGUGUAUCGAACAAUCAAACACAACAUAUAUCUACCUUUGACAAUAGCAAUACUGAAUAUGCUGUGGUAGAUAAAGGGAAAAAAUCUGACAGUGUUAAAGAUGAUUCUCCCUUGGACGUACAGAAAAAUAGCGAACAAGAUAUUGAGAUGUCUGGUUUACCUGUAGAUCAAACAUAUGCAGUGGUGGAUAAAACAAAUAGGGGAAAAGCUGAUGAAUGAAGACAAAACUAAAUGUGCAACAACUAGAACGAGUUAGCAGACUUGUAGAUUGAAGAUUUCUUUGUUUUAAUGCAGUUAA
This is a messenger RNA of Mytilus trossulus (common blue mussel), 1435 nucleotides long. RefSeq lists its product as uncharacterized. The record is from RefSeq and is a predicted model, not a curated record. Lineage: Eukaryota; Metazoa; Mollusca; Bivalvia; Mytilida; Mytilidae. The transcript is spliced from 6 exons. Bases 88 to 1356 code for a protein of 422 amino acids.